Caenorhabditis sp. 36 PRJEB53466 is the source of this 3108-nucleotide messenger RNA. Lineage: Eukaryota; Metazoa; Nematoda; Chromadorea; Rhabditida; Rhabditidae. The record is from the annotation of a GenBank genome assembly.
AUGGAUUCGGAUCUCUACGACGAGUUCGGUAACUACAUCGGUCCCGAGUUGGACUCGGACGAUGACGCUGCCGAAUUGGAUGAUAACGUUGAUGGAGAGGACCGGAGCGAUGAAGACGAUGACGACGAACCGGAAAGAAUGGAAGAAGAAGAAACGGGCGAAAUCCCGCAGAACCAGGUUGUGCUGCACGAGGACAAGAAGUACUACGCUUCUGCGCUCGAGGUGUACGGAGAGGGAGUGGAGACCCUCGUGCAAGAGGAAGAUGCUCAGCCACUCACUGAGCCCAUCGUCAAGCCGGUAUCGAAGAAGAAGUUCCAAGCGGCCGAGCAUCGUCUUCCGGAGACCGUCUACAAAAAGGAGUACCUGGCUGAUCUGAUGGACUGCCCGCACAUCAUGCGAAACGUCGCGAUUGCUGGUCAUCUGCAUCACGGAAAAACGACGUUCCUCGACUGUUUGAUGGAGCAGACUCAUCCGGAGUUCUACCGCGCGGAAGAUGCGGACACCCGCUAUACAGAUACUCUCUUCAUUGAGCAACAGCGAGGAUGUUCCAUCAAGGCUCAGCCGGUAACCAUCGUCGCUCAAGACAGUCGUCACAAAAGCUACUUGCUCAAUGUGAUCGACACUCCCGGACACGUCAACUUCUCCGAUGAAAUGACUGCCGCUUACCGUCUCGCGGAUGGUGUCGUUGUGCUCGUCGAUGCUCACGAAGGAGUCAUGAUGAACACGGAACGAGCUAUUCGGCAUGCCAUUCAGGAGCGACUCUCCGUCACUCUGUGCAUCUCCAAAAUCGACCGUCUUCUCUUGGAGCUCAAGUUGCCGCCUUCUGAUGCUUACUUCAAGCUGCGUCUCAUCGUUGACCAGGUCAACAACAUUCUGAGCACGUUCUCUGAGGAAGACGUCCCAUUGCUCUCUCCACUCAACGGAAAUGUCAUCUUCUCGUCGGGGCGCUACAACGUCUGCUUCUCUCUUCUUUCGUUCUCCAACAUAUACGCCAAGCAAUACGGUAAUACAACUUUCGAAAUCUGAUCUUAAACUUUUAUUUGUAGGCGACUCGUUCAAUCCGAAGGAAUUCGCACGCCGUCUUUGGGGAGAUUUUUACUUUGACAAAAACACUCGCAAGUUCUCCAGAAAGGGACCAUCUCAUGAUUCUCCACGAACUUUCGUUCAGUUCAUUCUGGAGCCCAUGUACAAGAUCUUCUCCCAAGUGGUCGGAGAUGUUGACACGUGCCUUCCGGAUAUGAUGGCCGAACUGGGCAUCCGUUUGUCGAAGGAGGAGCAGAAAAUGAACGUCCGUCCGCUGAUUGCGCUCAUUUGCAAGCGCUUCUUCGGAGACUUUACCGCCUUCGCUGAUUUGGUCGUCCAGAACAUCAAAUCGCCAUUGGAUAACGCCAAAACGAAGAUCGAGCAGACUUAUCUCGGACCGGCGGAUUCGCAACUGGCUCUCGAGAUGCACAAGUGUAACGCUGAAGGACCGCUUAUGGUUCACACGACGAAGAACUAUCCGGAGGCCGAUGCGACCCAAUUCCGUGUAUUCGGAAGAGUUAUGAGCGGCACUCUGGAGGCGAACACGGACGUUCGUGUUCUCGGAGAAAACUACAGUAUCCAAGACGAAGAGGACUGCAGAAGAAUGACCGUCGGAAGGCUGUUCGUCCACGUUGCUAGAUACCAGAUUGAAGUGACACGAGUGCCCGCCGGAUGCUGGGUUCUCAUUGAAGGAAUCGAUCAGCCAAUCGUCAAAACGGCUACGAUCGCUGAGCUCGAGUACGAGGACGACGUCUACAUCUUCCGCCCUCUCAAAUUCAACACUCGCAGCUGCGUGAAGCUGGCCGUCGAGCCGAUCAAUCCAUCCGAACUGCCAAAGAUGUUGGACGGACUGCGCAAAGUAAACAAGUCGUAUCCGCUGUUGACGACACGCGUCGAGGAGUCGGGAGAGCACGUACUUCUGGGCACUGGAGAGCUGUACAUGGACUGUGUGAUGCACGAUAUGCGGAAGGUGUUCUCGGAGAUCGACAUCAAAGUGGCCGAUCCGGUAGUCACAUUCAACGAAACUGUCAUUGAGACUAGUACUUUGAAGUGCUUUGCCGAGACGCCCAAUAAGAAGUAAGAUUUUCUAUUAAAAGAGAAGAGAAUAUAACAAUGAUUACAGGAACAAGAUCACAAUGAUGGCUGAACCAUUGGAAAAGCAUUUGGACGAGGACAUUGAGAACGAAGUGGUGCAGAUUGGCUGGAAUCGUCGGCGGCUGGGAGAGUUCUUCCAGACAAAGUACAACUGGGAUCUGCUGGCGGCUCGUUCCAUUUGGGCAUUCGGACCGGACACCACAGGACCCAAUAUUCUUCUCGAUGACACACUGCCAUCCGAAGUGGACAAACAUCUCCUGUCGACUGUCAGAGAAUCGCUGGUGCAAGGAUUCCAGUGGGCGACGAGAGAAGGGCCGUUGUGUGAAGAACGUCAGUUUCCGGUCAUUCACUGAAUUCAUUCCGUUUCAUUUCAGCAAUUCGUCAGGUCAAAUUCAAACUUCUCGAUGCGACUAUUGCUGCCGAACCCCUCUACCGUGGAGGAGGUCAAAUGAUUCCGACGGCUCGCCGAUGUGCAUAUUCUGCCUUCCUGAUGGCGACCCCUCGACUCAUGGAACCGUACUAUACUGUGGAAGUGGUUGCUCCAGCCGAUUGCGUUGCCGCCGUAUACACAGUGCUCGCCAAGCGACGUGGUCACGUUACCACAGAUGCUCCGAUGCCCGGAUCUCCGAUGUACACCAUCAGUGUAUGUUCAAAAUCCUCACUCGCCUAUUUCCAUUCUUACUCUUCUUACAGGCAUACAUUCCCGUGAUGGAUUCGUUCGGCUUCGAGACGGAUCUUCGUAUUCACACUCAAGGACAGGCCUUCUGCAUGUCGGCCUUCCAUCACUGGCAACUCGUUCCUGGAGAUCCGCUCGACAAAUCGAUUGUGAUCAAGACACUAGACGUGCAGCCGACCCCUCACCUCGCCAGAGAGUUUAUGAUCAAAACGAGAAGACGCAAGGGACUUUCCGAGGACGUCUCUGUCAACAAGUUCUUCGACGACCCAAUGCUUCUGGAGCUCGCCAAGCAACAAGACUACACUGGCUUCUAA